CGCUGAAGAGUUACGUUGGACAUACACAUGCCGAAUAUUUAAUCGAAAUUGGUUGAUGCAAAAAUAAGCAACAGAUCUUUAUUAACACGAAAUAAAGAAUAAAAAUAGUUUCAUAACAGCGAUGAUUUUUUAUGACUUUUAUUAUAAUAAUUACUUGUCAUGUUGAACAAAAAUAUGAAGUCGGUAUCUCGAAGGUUUCUUCUUAUCGAAUUUUUUGAUUAAGAGAACUCAAUAAACGAAAACGUCUUAAAGAAAUUUUAUACGGGAUGAAAUAUUUUUCAAAUUGUAGAGGUUCAAAAAAAGACAAAUUCAACUUUUAGAGGUCAAUAAUUUUUUUUUAAAUGGAUGACACUUUACAUUAUAUAGGUUGCGUAUAAGGACACGCACGUAGUGCGAUAGCCGAAAAUAUAAUAGAUGUAGAUUUAAAUACGAUUUUUCAUUGUAGCGUCGAUACGUGCGGUAGAACUCUAUUUCAGCGAAAUUUUAUCCGAUGCCUAAUUAUCUGACUAGUAGUGACUUGAAAAAGUGCAGAAGCAAUUGUAAAUCGGAACCAUGUGUAUAAGGAAAUAUUUAUCGUCACUACCAAGAUCAGUGUAUCAUCGGCAGCAUUCCACGCAACUUCAUCGAUGUAGAUAAUUUCUGUUACAUCAACUAAACUGUCAUUCUUAAGAAACAUGUUUCAUUACGAUAUUCGUUCCAUCUCAAUUUUCAUAUUAUUAUCAUCGAACUUGACAAGUUAUCUUACAUUAGUGAAUUCUUAUGUUGUGCCCACGCCAACGUUUGAAGCGUUAAAUCCAAAAGGAAUUCUUAUAUCGAUAUCGGACGAGCCCGGCUUACAAUUUUUUGCGUUUCAAGGAAACAUAAAUAGGGCUAUUAAGUUGAACGAAGUAGGACGAAUAUCGGGCGAAGUGUAUAUGAAGAAUAAUGGAAGAUGGAUCAUUGAAGAUCGAAAUAUGGACUUAACAAACGGAGAUGUUAUACAUUAUUGGACUUAUGUACAAGUUAACGGGAUAAUGUAUAACAAAGGAGAACAAACCUGGACAAUUUCAGUUACUAACGAGUUAGUGUUGAAUGAAACAUUCGACAUCUUUAAUAACUCCCUUUGGAAACACGAAGUCAAAAUACCGUUAAAUCCUGAUUAUGAAUUUUGUAUUUAUCACAAUAGACAACAUACAUUCGUAGCAUCCGUUAAAAACGGAAUGCUUAGAAUCAAACCAGCGAUUUUAGAAAACCACUAUGGCGUAAAUGCCACUAUGUAUGGAACGUUGAUACUUAGCGAGUGUAUUAGUGCGAUUCGAGCCGAAUGCCAACGUAAAGCUACAUCGUUCAGUAUUUUACCGCCUGUUAUAUCCGCCAGAUUAAGUACGAAAAACAGUUUCAAUUUCCGAUACGGAAAAAUCGAAAUAAGAGCAAAAUUUCCCGAAGGUGAUUGGUUAUAUCCAGAAAUGUGGCUUAAACCAAAGUACGAUUAUUACGGUCCCGAUUAUUCCAGUGGACGUAUCGUCCUCGGCCUUGCUCGUGGAAACGAUGAUUUAGUGAACGCUUUCGAUGGAAGCAUCUACGAUUCAAGAAGAUUAGAUUUUGGAGUCCGUAUAGGUGCAGAUGUAAAUGUUAUAAACUAUAUGGUUUCCCGGACUGGAAAGAAUGGCCCAAGAUGGACGCAAGAUUUUCAUGUUUACACAACAAUUUGGAAUUCCAAAGGAUUUCAAUUCCUUGUAGACGGUGAAGAAGUUGGUAAAUUAAAACCUCCGACAAAUGGUUGGAUGUAUGGGAAUAAUUUUACCAAAAUGGCUCCUUUUGAUCAAGAGUUUCAUAUCGUAAUUGGCGUGGGAGUUGGUGGUAUUCGCGUAUUUCCUGAUAAAACAACUGGCUGGGGACACGCAAAACCGUGGAAAAAUAUCGAAGCGAAGGCAAUGUUGAACUUUUGGCACGCAAAAGAUAAAUGGUUACCAAGUUGGAGCGAAGAAACUGCUUUCGAAAUCGAUUAUAUUCGAGUAUGGUCAUUGUAAAAAAGAUUAUGUUAUUAAUAAAAUUUACAUAAAAGGGUACUAAAAAAAUUCAUUCGUAAACAAGUUGCAAUUUUUGAAAUUUAAAUAUAAAAUAAUUCUUUAUAGCAUAAUAGGUCAAAUAUGUUUUAGAUAUUAAUGCCAUUAGUAAUAACACGACAUUCGUUAUUUUACUUUUUCUUAUUUACAGUCGUCUGUACUCGUAAUCAUAAACACGUACUAAAUAAUUAAAUGCGUAAACUUUAUUUUUACUACUGAAUGUAUUAUUUUCCUGUGACGAAUACAUAUCAUAUUUUAAACAUA
Molecule: messenger RNA, 2309 nt
Organism: Bombus terrestris (buff-tailed bumblebee)
Lineage: Eukaryota; Metazoa; Arthropoda; Insecta; Hymenoptera; Apidae
Product: beta-1,3-glucan-binding protein
Exons: 8
Coding region: 675-2009 (444 amino acids)
Biological process (GO): carbohydrate metabolic process
Molecular function (GO): hydrolase activity, hydrolyzing O-glycosyl compounds; carbohydrate binding
Source: RefSeq, a predicted model, not a curated record